This is a messenger RNA of Exophiala viscosa, 1262 nucleotides long. RefSeq names its product enoyl-CoA hydratase/isomerase. Gene Ontology annotation, molecular function: enoyl-CoA hydratase activity. Lineage: Eukaryota; Fungi; Ascomycota; Eurotiomycetes; Chaetothyriales; Herpotrichiellaceae. Bases 295 to 1122 code for a protein of 275 amino acids. Gene Ontology annotation, cellular component: mitochondrion. The record is from RefSeq and is a predicted model, not a curated record. The transcript has a single exon. Gene Ontology annotation, biological process: fatty acid beta-oxidation.
GCGUUGCCUGCUUCUCUGUCAGCGUUGACUCCAGCAUAAGUCAGAUCAGUGACUGCGGACUAUCAAGUUAAGCUCGUAUUCGCUAACACCGGAUAUUUCCCCACGACUUCCAUUGUCUACCGAGGUCACUCGCUCAAUACUGUAUCAUAUCUUGGCGAUGAGCUAAAUACCCAAAUACAAUCUUAACGAUAUCUGAUGGUCGUCCAGUGUCACCAUCAUCAGUCGCGACCAACACAGACAUCAGGAACCACUGAAUCCACCUUGGCUGCACACUAGGAAGUACUUCCAGCCAGCAUGGCACCGACCAAUGCCCCGCCAUCAACUUCCUUUGCGAAACUCUCUUACCCAGCUGCGGGCGUCCUUCUGGUCACCAUGUCUCAGCCUGAAAAGUUGAACUGUACAACAGCUGCCGACGUGAUCGAGUUGACCAAUGUUUUCAGGUGGUUUGACGACGAACCGACUUUGACUGUUGCCAUUCUCACUGGUGCCGGCAACAAGGCUUUCUCUACAGGCGCCGACCUAAAGGAAUGGCAAUCAAAGGUCGCUGCCAAUCCUGGCGCUGGUGCAGGUCCAGGAGAUGUGAAGGGCGCCAUUCCCAUAUCAAACCGGGCGGGCAAAAAACCAGUCAUCGCAGCAGUGAACGGCAUGGCCCUUGGUGGCGGCUGUGAGACGGUGGUCAACUGUGACAUUGUCAUCGCAGCGGACACGGCAACCUUUGGAUUAGUCGAAGUCAAGCGUGGUGUGGCACCCUAUGCGGGUGUCUUGCCACGUCUCAUCCGGACUCUGGGUCUUCAACGCGCCAGCGAGAUUGCCCUGACUGGAUGGACAUACACGGCCCAACAAGCAUAUAAAUGGGGCCUUGUGAACAAGGUUGUUCCUCAAAAGGAGGUUGUUAAAGAGGCUGUAAGAUACGCCACUGCAAUUGCUGAGAAUAGCCCGGACUCGAUCAUUUGCACACGCGCCGGGCUGAGGCAAGGCUGGGAGACGGCGAGCGUGGUAGAAGCUACAGCGAUAACGGGAAAACAGGAGUGGGCUGCCCUACAGAGGGGAGAUAACAUUGUAGAAGGCUUGAAGGCAUUCAAGGAGAGAAGACAGCCGGAAUGGCUACCCUCAAAGCUGUGAUUCCUCACACGCGCCGCUGUUUCACGUAGUUUGACAUGUUCUGUUCCAGGUCGUACCUCUUCAGUUGCUGAUAGAUCGCAAGGUCCAAGAGUAUUCUCGAGGGCUCCGAAUAUGAAUGAGAUGUUGACACUUGUACUCCG